Molecule: messenger RNA, 3070 nt
Organism: Sus scrofa (pig)
Lineage: Eukaryota; Metazoa; Chordata; Mammalia; Artiodactyla; Suidae
Gene: CAB39L
Product: calcium binding protein 39 like
Biological process (GO): intracellular signal transduction
Molecular function (GO): protein serine/threonine kinase activator activity
Source: RefSeq, a predicted model, not a curated record
AAAAAAAAAAAAAGAAAGAAAGAAAGAAGGAAACCUUUAUUUCCAUUCUUAAACAGGAUGGUCAGGCCAGUUUAAUCUGUUGACAAAACCCUGUGCAUGAAUGAGUAUAGGACUUAAAGGGGGAAAAUGUGAUGAGAAAAAAUUUUUGUUUAUCCCUAGACUCUUUUUUUUUUUUUGGCCAAGAAUUAAAUUCGCCUCUGCUUAAUUGCUUUACGCACAUUCUUGUGACAUUGCAUGAUUGGGAGGGAGGAAGGAAAAGAGGGAGCUGUGACUCUGUGGUAUGUAUCUAAACGAGUGCAUUAGUGAGAGAAGAGAACGCAUAGCAAGCUGGUUUGACCAGAAACAGAACUGCUUGUGACAGAUUAAGAGACAAGCAAAGGCUUGGAAUCUGAGAGCACGCAAAGAGAGUGGAAAUUUACUGCUGCCCCGUGUGAGUGUUCAAGUGAUCAUUUUCUGCUAACGUUUUCCGGUGGUAACUGUUACUCUUCAGAGAGAGGGACAGAAAGUCAAGACGGUAUUAUGGAAACUCUUCUCUCUGCCACACUCUGGUAAGAGGAGACACCCUCUAUUAAAUGGAAUAUAAAGUCUGCUUCAUCUAAAGUGCUUUGAGCCCCAGAAAGAGCUGUCUUCAGCACCUCAGCAUGUGUCUAUUUUUCGUUGCUUAGACAAGCCUGGGCUUUUCUUUAACAUUGGGAAUAUUUCUAGCCUUUGCUUUUAUGCUUAUCAGCCAUUUCUGAGGUCUAGCCCAGUAUCUGGCAUCAUUCCAUAUUGGAAGAAGAGAUUUCUAUAGAUGAAAAAAAUGCCUUUGUUUAGUAAAUCACAGAAAAAUCCAGCGGAAAUUGUGAAAAUUCUGAAAGACAACAUGGCCAUUUUGGAAAAGCAAGACAAAAAGACAGAUAAGGCUUCAGAAGAAGUGUCAAAAUCACUGCAAGCAAUGAAAGAAAUUCUGUGUGGGACAAAUGACAAGGAACCCCCUACAGAAGCCGUGGCUCAGCUAGCACAAGAACUCUACAAUAGUGGGCUGCUGGUGACACUCAUAGCCGACCUACAGCUCAUAGACUUUGAGGGGAAAAAAGACGUGACCCAGAUAUUUAACAACAUCCUGAGAAGACAGAUAGGCACUCGGAGUCCUACCGUGGAGUACAUUAGCGCUCAUCCUCACAUCCUGUUUAUGCUCCUCAAAGGAUAUGAAGCCCCACAGAUUGCCUUACGCUGUGGGAUUAUGCUGAGAGAAUGUAUUCGACAUGAACCUCUUGCCAAAAUCAUCCUCUUUUCUAAUCAGUUCAGAGAUUUCUUUAAAUACGUGGAGUUGUCAACAUUUGAUAUUGCUUCCGAUGCCUUUGCUACUUUUAAGGAUUUACUAACCAGACAUAAAGUGUUGGUAGCAGACUUCUUAGAACAAAAUUAUGACACUAUUUUUGAAGACUAUGAGAAGUUACUCCAGUCUGAGAAUUAUGUGACUAAGAGGCAGUCUUUAAAGCUGCUUGGUGAACUGAUCCUGGACCGGCACAACUUUGCCAUCAUGACAAAGUACAUCAGCAAGCCGGAGAACCUCAAACUGAUGAUGAACCUCCUCCGGGAUAAGAGUCCCAACAUCCAGUUUGAAGCCUUUCAUGUCUUUAAGGUGUUUGUGGCCAGUCCUCACAAAACGCAGCCUAUUGUGGAGAUUCUACUCAAAAACCAACCCAAACUCAUUGAGUUUCUGAGCACCUUCCAAAAAGAAAGGACGGACGAUGAGCAGUUUACCGAUGAGAAGAACUACUUGAUUAAACAGAUUCGCGACUUGAAGAAAACAACCCCUUGAAGCCCCUUGAACCUGGUUUCCCGUCACAGUGACUGUCUCAUUUGUUCACUUUGUACAAAAAGCAUCGUUUCAAACAGUAGUCAUUCAGGGGAAGGCUUUGGAGGGGCCUGUUUUCUCCUUCAAUGCAUCGUUCAGGGUAGAUGGACAUAAACAUUUGAAUGAAAAAAAAUGAACUUAGACUAAAACAUUCAUCUUAAUCAAGCCUAUGAUUAUUUAAUGUGAAAUCAGAGCAUUGUAUUAGACAUGGAUAAAAGAAAUCUUAACCCUUUUUUAAAAAAAGAAAUUUUUAACCCUUUCUUGAUGAAAGGCAGCAAAGGUGUGGACUUACACACUUGAGCCUUCAGUCACCAUGAGCCACCAGGUAGUAGAAGCCUCCAGGAUGGGUGUCACUGAGUCCUCCAAGGGGAUUCCCUUGGCAGAGGAGAUCCGGGCACAGGGACCAGAGGCGCAGAACUGUUUGCCCAUCCGCACGUAGACAAACACGUCUUAAGGCACUGAGAAAAUAAGGUCCAUGUUUGGAGUAUUACACACUCCGUUCCCUGCCCGUAUUUUUCAGCCGUCAUCAUUCAUUCCUAGCUUCGAAGGGGUCGAUGCCCACCUCCCAGCUCAGCCCUCCUUCCUGCCCCACAUUCCAGCCCAAAGGAUCUUCUCAGCAUCCAGACUCAUGCACACCCCCACUCCAACCAGGUUAGCCCAGGCACAGAGGACCCACUGGGUAUGACCUGUUCCCUUGAGAACUUGGAGCAGAUGGUUAAGAACCGCAGCUCUGGUUAUAGCCGCUUCUACUUCACACAGACUUCUGUGGGAUUCGUAAAUGUUUGGAAUAUUUCAUUCAUACUUCUGGGGGAAAAGUUUUGUGGUGAAAAGUGUAUUUUAGAGUAGGACUCAUUGCCUUGAAAUACCUAGUGUGUGCAAAACCACAGGUCCAGGGGCUGCACAGGUCUUUAGAUCACUUUUAUAAGUAAGGGAACACUGUCACUGGAAGCACAAAUUAAAUGCAUGCAAAAAAUCCUCAAAUGAUUUAAAAAUUUUUUCAGUUUAUUUUUUAAUAAGCUGUUGCUCUAAUGUCACAUCAAAUUCUUCAGUGAAAGGUAGAAAACCUAUAAAAAAUGUUGGUCUCAAAUACUCUCUUGUCUACUAGGAUGAUGAAGGAAUCAAUUUGUGUUUUUUAAUAAAGGCCAUGGUUUGUUUUCAGACAUCAAGUGUGUAAAACGGAAUUUUAAAGCUGUAUUUACAAAACAUUAAAGGUACAAUUGUUAAUCUGUA